GACAACAUCUCUGCGGUUGUGUAUUUUGAGGAAGUCCAUUGAUGAUGUUGUUGCGAAAAUAGACGUCAGGGAAAAGUUAUUUACCCGUACUGUCUGGAGGACAACUGCCUGUCCGGCCUGCAUCAGGAUGUUACUGAAAAUUCUGCUGGGUUUCCUGUGUGGAGUUGUUGCUUUGGCCGCAGAAAAUGACACGGCACAGCAGGGUCCACCGGCGCUGCUGCUGGUGUCGUUCGACGGUUUCCGAGCGGACUACCUAAAGAGGUUCCCCAUGCCGAACCUCAAGCUCCUGUACACCCAGGGGGUCCUGGUGGAGCAGCUCACCAACGUCUUCAUCACCAAGACGUUUCCCAAUCACUACAGCCUGGUGACAGGGCUGUAUGCUGAGUCUCAUGGUAUCCUCGCCAGUAACAUGUAUGACCCUGUCAGCCACAAGCACUUCCACAUCAACAACGACACCGACCCGAUGUGGUGGAACAAAGCACAGCCCCUCUGGGUCACGGCGCUGGACUCUGGCUACAAGACGGGAGCAGUGAUGUGGCCCGGUUCCGACGUGAUCAUCAGCAACCGCACGGCGACACACUUUAUGUCCUACAACCCCGCUGUGACGUUCCAGCAACGACUGAGGAACGUGACAAACUGGAUGUUGGGAGACGGAAAGGAGCCAGGAGUGAAGUUCGCAGCUCUCUACUGGGAAGAGCCGGACCGGUCAGGUCACCUAUUCGGCCCGGACAAUACAACUGCUAUGGGCGAAGUGCUGAAGGAGGUUGACGACAACAUUGGCCUGCUGAUUUCCGAGCUGAAGGAAACCGGCCUCUGGGGUCGCACCAACAUCCUGAUAACCAGUGACCACGGCAUGGCUCAGUGCUCGGCCGAGCGCCUCAUACGGCUGGACGGCUGCCUCCACCCUGACAACUACACGCUGAUCGACCUCUCCCCCGUUACUGCCCUCAUCCCAAAUAAAGACCCAGAGGCCGUCUUCACUCUCCUGAAUGAGUGCCACCCCCAUAUGACCGCUUAUUUGAAGAAGGCCAUCCCUGAUAGGCUGCACUACAGGAACAACGAGUGGAUCCAGCCAAUCAUACUGAUUGCUGACGAGGGCUGGACUAUAGUGCAGCGAGGGAACAAGCUGCCACGGUUGGGCGAUCAUGGCUACGACAACUCUCUAUCCAGCAUGCACCCCUUCCUUGUGGCGGCGGGGCCCAGCUUCCGUCAGGGUUACCGAAUCAGCCGUUUAGAGAGCGUGGACGUCUACCCGCUCAUGUGCCACCUGCUGUCGGUGAACCCGCGGCCCAAUAACGGCACCCUGACCCAGGCUCGAUGCAUGCUGGCUGCCGAGACCUGCUGGGACGUCCCCCUGAUGAUCGGCCUGGUGGUGGGCGUCCUGUUGAUGCUCUCUAUAAUCACUGUUCUGUUCAGGGCGCUGAGCCAACGCCGGGCGUCAGGCCCCCGGCCCUUCCAGAGGCUGCAGGUUGACGACGACGACGACGACGACCCCCUGCUGGAGUAAACCAGUCAGAGCACACACUAAUGUCUAUCCCCUGUUUGUGCUCCAGUAGGAACUUGACAUGUUGCACUUUACUCACCGAGGCCGCUGCGCUAGCUUUCACUCUGACGUGCUUGUGUUGAUGUUCGCGUACAGACAUGCAGUAGAAACACCUGUUGUUUUAAAAGCCUUCAGGCCUACUGACAGCUGCUGUAGGAACCACUGAAUACUCUAGUUGUCACUGACUCCAAAAUGUUGCUGUUGUUUGGGCUGCAACUGACGAUGAUUAUUUUCAUUGUCGAUUAUCUUCUCGAGUAAUCGAUUAGUUGUUUGGGCUAUAAAAUGUCAGAAAACGGUGGCAAAUCUGUGUUUCCCAGAGUCCAAGAUGACGUCCUUAAAUGUCUCGUUUUGUCCACAACCCAAAGAUAUUCUGUUUACUGUUGUAAAGGAGAACAUAAACCAGAAAAUAAUCACAUUUAAGAAGCUGGAAUCAGAGAAUUUUUACCUAUUUUGUUUCUUAAUAAAAUAAAAAUUACUCAAAAUGAUCGAUUAUCAAAAUAGUUCGUAAUCGUUGCAGCCCUUGUUGUUACUGUUACAAUAGACUUGAAAAUGUGACAAAAGGCCAGUGGCGUUUUGUUGUGGAAUGUAACUUCUUUUCAGGAAAUACUGACGGCUUUGUUUGGUGAGAGGAUUUUCACAAGGUGAGGAAUAAUUGUAUUAUUUUGUUUUAAAUAAGUGAUUUAACACAUUUGUUUUUUGUGGGAAUUGUGUUUUAUAAAAAACUAUUAAAAAGUUUUUUGUAGCGUUACUUUUUGUCAGCAGAGGGAGCCAGUAGCUCAUUUAAGAUUUAUUUAGCAUCUCACUGAGGUGCUGAGGAAAGCUUGAAAGAUUUUUAUGUGGAAUUUUUUUUGAUUGUCUUUGAUUUUUUUUAGAUUUAUGUGUUUACUGUUACUGCUUUGGCUUAUUUGUUACACUGAAACCUGGGUCUGAGUCUUCUCAAUGGCACUUACAUUUUCCUUCCAUCCUUAUUUGCAUGUCUGAAAACUUAAUUCUAAAUUGAUUCAUUUUUACUAUUGGAUUAUAGUGUAUGGGUAAUAAUGAAUAUAAAUGCUACAGUAAAGUAAAAUGGUGUUUUUAGAAAGGGUGAUUUCUAUGCAAAUUGUUCAGUAAGUGUAGGUGUGUCAGGCAUCCAUUCUGUAUGUCCAGCAUGUAUAUGAAUUGUACCAAAGACUAUGAUUGAGAUGCACAACAGAUGCUCUAAGAGAUUUUCACCAUCUUAAAAAGAGACAUUUUUACUGAGGGAUUUGUUUUACUAAACAAUAUAAUUGUUAUUAUUCACAUUGGGUAGGACACUAACACAUUGGAUCACCUAUAUUCAAAAUUAGCAGAUCAAAUUCAGUUAAAAAUUAUUAAAGAGCAAGUUUCCAUAUUUAUCUGACUUACUUUUACAUUAAAAUACCAAAGCCAACAAAGAAUUGAUCCUCCUCCUACUUAUCGUCUGAAUAGUCUUAUAUAUGUUAUUCCUGCAAUAGAGCGCCUUGGUUGUUCAGAAUCCACCAUACGCUGACCCGCUGCUGUAAAUACUAAAGCCCAAAAUGUGUAUUCAUCCGCAGCUGAAAGUAGUCCCCAACAAAUGCACUAUUUCCUCUUGUUUGAGUGACUUUUGCUAAAAACUACAGUGCCCAACUGUUUAAAUUAAAUGAUUUAGGGUUUUUUUCAAGAAAAGGAAACAAACACAAAUAUAUUUCUGAACUGUUUUCAGGAUUUACGUCUACAGUAGGAACCAAUGGGUUUCGGGCUGAGUGCCACUGAUAGGGUGGGGAUGUGGGAAAGUAUUGAGAGAAGGACUAACACAUUAUUGGUUUUGGUCUUUUCUUGACAAUAUCAAAACUAUAGAAUACUACCAGCCUCAUCCUUUAAUGCAGUGCUGCUUGCAUGCAUCUCCAGCCAUGUACCUAAUGCUAUGUAUAUACUAAUGCUUCUAUUUGUGUGUGUAAAUAUGCUUCUUGCUGCUGAAACAUGUGAAGUUAUGUUCUUUCUACUGCAUAUAGCAUUUUUAAAAGCAUCAAUUUAUAAAAUAACAUUUGUUGCCUUGGUAUUAUCAGACCAUGGUUAACAUGACCGACUCACUCUAAUAGCAUUGUCCUUUGUGGUACUCCAGUACUCCACUUAUUCUGUGUAUUUUACUGUAAAACUGCAUGAUUUGGUGCCAUAAAACCAUCCCGGUGUAAAAUACAGGUCAGUGGUAUGGAGGGAAAUGCUGUAUAGAAGCUCCCAGUCAUGGUCUCAUUUUUAUCAUAUCAUAUUUAUGUCUUUGGUGUUUAAAUGCUACAUGCAAACUGCAUCUUUGCACUCUGUGUUUGAAGUUACUGUUUUUAAUUGUCUAGUUUUGAGAAGGGUAAAAAAAUCCUUUGUAACUAUGCAAAUCCUGUGUGGCCUGUAGAGAGAUUCCUGUGACAUUUUCAAAAUGAAUAAAGUUGACUGAAAAUCUG
Messenger RNA from Micropterus salmoides (largemouth bass), 3975 nucleotides. RefSeq names its product ectonucleotide pyrophosphatase/phosphodiesterase 4 (gene enpp4). The record is from RefSeq and is a predicted model, not a curated record. The coding region runs from base 128 to 1507 and encodes 459 amino acids. The transcript has 8 exons. NCBI's taxonomy places the organism in Eukaryota, Metazoa, Chordata, Actinopteri, Centrarchiformes, Centrarchidae.